Culicoides brevitarsis is the source of this 2302-nucleotide messenger RNA. It is a transcript of the gene Mkk4, whose product is annotated as dual specificity mitogen-activated protein kinase kinase 4. The record is from RefSeq and is a predicted model, not a curated record. Gene Ontology annotation, molecular function: ATP binding; JUN kinase kinase activity. The coding region runs from base 301 to 1530 and encodes 409 amino acids. Gene Ontology annotation, biological process: MAPK cascade; protein phosphorylation. The transcript is spliced from 6 exons. Lineage: Eukaryota; Metazoa; Arthropoda; Insecta; Diptera; Ceratopogonidae.
AAAAGUCAUAAAUGUUCUGCAAAAUUGAAUGGGAAAAGAAAAAUUCUCUCCGCAAAAACGCAAAAAUAAUGUAAUAAAAGUGGCUAUUUUAUAGAAAUAAAAGUUUUUUACAUUGUUAUUAAGUUUCCGUGAGCGAGUCUCUUCGCACUUUUCGACUUUCGACGCGGAACUACGGGACAGGCAGCUUUCGUGGACACCUCUUAGGCAGUUUUCAUCGCAGCAAAGGAAAAACACUCCACAUUAUUUUUGUUAUUUUACAUUUUUUUUUGCAAUAUAUUUUGUGUGCCAGAUCGGAAAAUAAUGGCUGAGAACCAUCACAAGACUCCAGCAGCGAGACCGAAUGCAUUUGCAAUGGAUAUCAACAAUCGGAACACAAGUAGGCAGCCCAGACCUCUGAACUUUACGACAAAUGACUUGCAACAGAACCAUCAACCACAACGCGGCGCUCUGAGAUUGAGUUUUGAUCCCGAUGCACAGCCAAGACCUGUUCCCGUUGUGCGGGCAGCUCCUCCGCCGUUGCAGGAUCGCACAAGGGAACGAAUUCGCAUGCAAGCAGCAGGCACUCUCCAAUUCGGUCCAAAUGAGCAAUACGAUUUCACGUCUGACGACUUGCAAGAUUUGGGCGAAAUUGGUAGAGGAGCAUUUGGUGCCGUUAACAAGAUGAUAUUUCGACGUCUCGAUCGCGUCAUGGCAGUCAAGCGGAUACGUUCGACCGUUGACGAGGGCGAACAACGAAAAUUACUGAUGGAUUUGGAGGUCGUCAUGCGAUCCAACGACUGCAAUUAUAUAGUACAAUUUUACGGGGCACUUUUCAAGGAAGGCGAUUGCUGGAUUUGCAUGGAACUCAUGGACACAUCACUCGAUAAGUUUUACAAAUUUAUCUGUGAGCGUCAACGACAACGGAUUCCCGAAUCAAUUUUGGCAAAAAUAACCGUCGCUACGGUGCACGCGUUAAAUUACCUAAAAGAGCAUCUGGAGAUUAUUCAUCGGGAUGUCAAGCCAAGCAAUAUUUUGUUGCAUCAACGAGGUGAUAUUAAAUUAUGUGAUUUUGGGAUUUCGGGGCAACUUGUGGACUCGAUUGCGCGCACAAAGGAUGCUGGGUGUCGACCAUACAUGGCGCCUGAACGAAUAGAUCCGCAAACAGCGAGAGGAUAUGACGUGCGAAGUGACGUUUGGUCGUUAGGAAUUACUUUAAUGGAAGUCGCUACCGGCAGAUUUCCGUAUCCCAAAUGGAAUUCUGUGUUUGAACAACUUUAUCAAGUUGUUCAAGGAGAUCCUCCUAGAUUAGCUGCCUCGUACAAUGGAAUGGAAUUUUCCGAUGAAUUUGUUGACUUUGUAAAUACUUGUUUAAUCAAAGAAGAAAAAGAUCGUCCAAAAUACCCGAAAUUAUUGCAACAUCCAUUUAUUCAACGCGGCGAACGAAGUCACACGGAUGUCGCUAGCUACGUUAACAAUAUUCUAGAUUCCAUGGCAAAUAAUGGCAUAACUCCCUUUACAACAAAUCAACCGGCGGAGAAUUGGUUCGACUAAAAAGGAAGUUCAACAAUCGAAAAAAAUACGUAAAAAUAUCGCGUAGUGUUAAAAAUUAAUGAAAGUAUGGUAAAAAAGUGUAAAAGUGAUUAACUAAAAAAAAAAUAAAGUGCGGAAGAGUUUAAAAAAUUAGAAAUUCUGUAAAAGAAAAAUAUAACUAGUCAACUCUUCGAUGAAAAUUUCAUCUAAAACGUUAUCGUCCAAGACAAUAAAAAAUAUAUUAACAUCAUCUAUACUCUAAAAAACCGUAGUAAGUAAAGAAAUAAUGAUAAGCUACUAAUCGCACUUUGAGAUAAGAGCAUCCUCUAUUCAAUUACGUACUAAAAAUUACCACAUUUUAUCAGUAAUGGGCUUGAAAGUGUUUCUACGAGAAAUUUCAUUUAAAUUUUGUAUAAUUUUUUACUAAAAAUUAAAAGAAAAAUUAAAAUUUUUAUAAGUUUGACGAAAAAUUGAAUCAAAAAAUUCUUUUUAUAAAAAUUUUCAAACCCAAAACUAUAAAAAAAUUAAAAACUCGAUAGCACUUCCUUCAUUAAUUCAGUAGUUGAACCUAUCAGAUACUCCCAAACCGCGUCGCGACACGUGAUUCAUCCAAUUUUUAAUCAUUCCCUCAUUCUAUCUUGCGUAGAUGUUGUAUGAAUGUGAGAAAAAAAAAACAGACAAAUCGUAAAAAAAUCAUCAGUACUACCGACUGAGCUUAUAAAGUAUAAAAAAUAAUACUUAGUUACAUAACACAAGAAAAAAAAAUACAUGAAGCCACAUACAUACUAUUAAA